UGGCCCUGUAGUACACAUGCCGCCUAAGACGCUUAUAGUCAAGGAUGACUGGGAGCGGCGCCUGCACGAAGUGCAAGUCUCGAAAGAUGACCUCAACCGGCUGAUCAUGGAUUACCUGGUUAUCGAGGGUUACAAGUCUGCGGCGGAAGAGUUCAGCGCCGAGGCUAACGUUCAAUCUCCUGUGGAUUUUGAUAGUAUCGAAAGUCGCAUGGUCAUACGAGAGGCUCUCCAACGCGGCGAUGUCGAGGAAGCCAUCACACGAGUCAAUGACUUGAAUCCAGAAAUAUUGGACACGAAUCGUGGCUUGUACUUCCAUCUUCAGCAGCAAAGGCUCAUUGAGCUGAUCCGACGUGGACGUACCCGAGAAGCGCUUCAGUUUGCGCAGGAAGAGUUGGCUCCUCGGGGGGAAGAGAGCCCCGAGUUCCUCGGGGAACUGGAGCGGACGAUGGCUCUUCUGGCGUUCGAUUGCGGUCCAGGUAGUAAUACAAAUGCUCCAAGCUCUAUAUCCGAGCUGCUUUCCCCCGCACAGCGAAUGAAGACAGCGGGAGAAGUCAAUGCGGCGAUUUUGGAAAGCUUGAGUCAAGGUAAGGAGGUGAAGCUGGUGCAACUGCUUAAGCUCUUGUCAUGGGGGGAGACUAUGCUCGGGGAGCGUGCAGACUUUCCAAGGAUUAAUUUUGAGGAAAUUUUGGAUGGUCCAAAGGAGAAGGCAUUGGAGUAAUGGGGAUACAUACACACGAUGACGGAUUGAACAGUAGGCAAUGUAGUAAUGUAUGUUGUAAUACUCGCGGAGCUGAGUGUAGGAUGAAAUUGAACUUGAUAUUCGG
Coniophora puteana RWD-64-598 SS2 is the source of this 824-nucleotide messenger RNA. Its product is annotated as lish motif-containing protein. Gene Ontology annotation, molecular function: protein binding. The transcript has 5 exons. Lineage: Eukaryota; Fungi; Basidiomycota; Agaricomycetes; Boletales; Coniophoraceae. Bases 17 to 718 code for a protein of 233 amino acids. The record is from RefSeq and is a predicted model, not a curated record.